Messenger RNA from Cheilinus undulatus (humphead wrasse), 4414 nucleotides. It is a transcript of the gene s1pr5a, whose product is annotated as sphingosine-1-phosphate receptor 5a. The transcript is spliced from 2 exons. Gene Ontology annotation, biological process: G protein-coupled receptor signaling pathway. The record is from RefSeq and is a predicted model, not a curated record. Gene Ontology annotation, cellular component: membrane. The coding region runs from base 374 to 1576 and encodes 400 amino acids. Gene Ontology annotation, molecular function: sphingosine-1-phosphate receptor activity. Lineage: Eukaryota; Metazoa; Chordata; Actinopteri; Labriformes; Labridae.
CGAGGCUUGUUGAGUCCUGCCCCGCUCCGCUGCGCUCUCACAUCACUCUCUCAUGUCACUGUGGAGCAGAGACCCACAGAGUCCCCUGCGUCCUCCACACCUCUGCUCAGAGACUCUCCGGAUACUUACACGGCUUUACAGCCUCGCCUUCAUCGCCCCCUUGUGCUCAUGUGAGGCAUUGGACAGAUGUGAUUUUUCAGGGGAAACUCUGAAGCCACAGGAAGCUUUUUUUUUUUUACAGCAACUGCAGCUCUCUUUCCUUUUUUUGUUGAAGUUUCCAGCCCUAAAAUGCACCACCAGAGGACUAAAUAACACCUUUCCUGUGGAUCUAAGUUUUCUAAAGAGGUAGAGAACUUUUUCUGGAAGUGCUAAAAUGUCCACAGAGUCCUUCCAAGCUGCCUACGCCGCCAUGGCUCCGUCCGCCAUCCCUUUGUCCCCCUCCACAAACAUGCUCGGGAUGUUUCGUGAGUACCAGAGCAACGCCGUCAUCAUCGAGCACUACAACUACACAGGCAAGCUGAAGGAGGACAAGUACAAAGAGGGGCUGUCUCCGGUGGGUAUCGCCUUCCUGCUGGUGUGCCUGCUCAUCGUCGUAGAGAACGCCGUGGUGCUUCUGGCGAUCUGGAAGAACAAGAAGUUCCACCUGCCCAUGUACUACCUGCUGGGGAAUCUGACUCUGUCCGACCUUCUGGCGGGUUUCACCUACAUGGUCAACAUCAUCCUGUCUGGAGCCAACACGUUAAACAUGACCCCAGUGCUGUGGUUCCUGAGAGAAGGUGGCGUGUUUAUCAUGCUGGCGGCUUCAGUCAUCAGCUUGCUCGCCAUUGCCAUAGAGCGCCAUGUAACUAUGGUGAGGAUGAAGCCGUACCAAGGGGACAAACAGGGCCGGAUGUUUGCUCUGAUCGGGGCGAGCUGGGUUUUGUCCGUGCUCCUCGGGAUUCUUCCGGUCCUGGGGUGGAACUGUAUCGGACAGCUGGACCGCUGCUCCACCGUCCUCCCGCUGUACGCCAAGAGCUACGUCCUCUUCUGCAUCACCAUCUUCAGCGCCAUCCUCAUGUCCAUUGUGGUGCUGUACGUGCGCAUCUUCCGCAUCGUCAAGUCCAACACGCAGCGCCUCGCCUCAGUCCCGCACCGAAAAGGCCUCAUCAGGAAGUCACAGAAGUACAUGGCGCUGCUGAAGACGGUCACCAUUGUCCUGGGAGUCUUCAUCAUCUGCUGGCUGCCGCUCUUCAUCUUCCUGCUCCUCGACUUCUGCUGUCCCACCAAGAGCUGCGCCGUGCUCUUCAAAGCCGACUACUUCCUGGGCAUCGCCAUGUUUAACUCGCUCCUGAACCCAAUCAUCUACACGCUGACCAGCAAGGACAUGAGGAGGGCGAUCCUCCGGCUGCUGUGCCGGCACUGCCUCCUCACCAAAGACGGGCAGGUGAAGAAGAUCGGGAUGCCGUUCCUGGAGUGCAGCACGAGUAAAGCAGAUGCAGCAUCGCACAGACUGGAGGGGCUGGAGACGACAGUGUCCUCUGGGAACUUCACCCCCUCUACGAUCAAAGCUAUCUACCCGCGGAUGUCCAAAACGUGACAACAAGCGAAAGCUUGGACUGAGACUGUGUAGUUUUCUUUGUACGCUGCUCCAGUUGCAAAAAGUUUGUGUUGCACUCUGCUAAAGUUUCCAUCCGACAGAAUAAGCUCCAUGCAGAGGUGUAAAUUCAGUGGAAAGGACCCUGAGCACAAACGUGAUAAGGCCCCCGGUCCCCAACUAGAAAAGCAAGAGUCCGGACUAAAAGUGACGCAAAAUGGCGACACAUGGGGUCAAAGUUGCAGCUGCUGCAUCUUUAUAGUCUUGUUAAAUGUCUCCUCGGGCAAUUUGGUCAUUACUUUUUAUCCUCUUGAAUGACUUUAUGGCUGUUUUGAGAUGAGUUGCAUUAUUUUGAAGUUGUUUAGUGCAGCGGUUCUCAACUCCUCAGUUCCUGAUAACAGGGGGCCUCAAACUUUUCAGCCUGCAACCCCCAGAAUAAAAGUACUAGAGACCAGGGACUCCCUCUGUACCUGAAGGUGGUUGAACACAACCAUGCAAAUUCAAGAACAGUUUUGUCCAGACUCACAUUUUCAGGAUUUUGUUAAACAUAACUCUAAAUUGGUUCAAAUAUAAAAUUUGAAAUCUUUAAGAAUGUUCUUUGUUCUUUGGAAGUCAUCUUGCGACCCCCCCUCAAGGUGUCUUGUGACCCCCAAAGGGGUCCCAACCCCCAGGUUAAGAACCACUGCCUUAUAAGACGAAUAUCUUCACAUUUUCAGAACAUUUCAAAAUGCAUAUCAAUUUAAUAAAAAAGCUGCAGUUCUGAUCUUGCAUGGAUCAUAUCUGUGACUGAAAAAAAGAGACAGGACAAACCAAACAUGAACAUUUUUGCCAACUAUCCAGAGAUCUUGUGGAAUUAUCGCAUUGUGAUGGAAAAAAGCUGCUUUUUUAUUCCAGGAAAAGGAGAUAAAUAAGCAGAAAUACUGAGAAAACAUUUACAUUUGUCUCUUAUCUCCUUAAAACUAAAAAGGCUAGGAUAAAAUGUAAGGAUGCACAUUGAUUCUUUUUUUCCAGGCAUUAAAACCCACUUAAACCUGCUCCAUGACCCACUUUUGGGCCCUGACCCACCAGUUGAGAACCAGUCUAGUGUCCCUUUGCCAUCAGUUGUGUUGUGUUCAGGUCGUUUUGUGUCUUUCUGUGUUAGUUUUCAGUCGUAUCGUUGUGUUUUUGUGUCUGUUUGUGGUUAUUUUCUCUCUCUGGUAGUUUUGCAUCCCUUUGAGCCUGUUUCGUGCCUCUUUGUCGUUGUUUCUAAGCUGCUUUGUGUUGCUUUAUAAUUGCAUUGUCCCCCUAUGUGGAGCUUUGGUGCAACUUAAUUUCCAUUGCAUGUCUUAAAUAUCCUUUUGCCUUCAUGUUGCAUGUCUUUGAGGUCAUUUUGUGCCUCCUAGUGGCCGGGCCUGCUACUCCUUGUUUGCAGAGCAUGUACAACACUCGGGGUGUCAUGCAAAGUAAAGGGUCCUCAUACCAGAGUCUGCUUAGGGCCUCACUUUGGCCAGAUGGCCCUGUAUGAGCAGUAGUUUUGUACGCUUUUCCAUCUCUUUGUGGUGAUUUUUGCAUCUUAUCUUCGAAUCUGCAGGUUCUUUUGUUCCUUUUUGUCUUUAUUUUUUAUCUAAUUGCAGUUGCUGUGUCUCUUUUCUACCAUUUUGCAUCCUUCUUUGUGUCUCUGCCAUCAUUCUAAAAUAUCUGAGGUCAUUUUGCAUCUUUUGCAACCCUGUUUGAUCGUUUUGCAUCCACCUUUUAUUGAAUCUUAUUGGUACUUUUGUGACCAUCACCAUUUCCAUCUUUCCCUGGUAGUUUUGUGUAUUCCUCUGCUGCUGUUUUGUCUUUUUUAAGGCUGUCCUGUCUCCUUGUGGUUGUUAUUGAACAUUACUCUACAUGCUUUAUGUCUCUGCAGUCAUUUUGUGUCUCUUUGUGGCAGGGGGAGCUUGAUUUGUGCACAAUAUUUGCAAUAGUUGUUUAGAUUUUGUGCAUCUUUAAUCCUAAAAUGUGCCUUAAAGCUGCCAGUUUCCUGUGAAAAAAAAGGAUCCUGUUUGUUUUAGAUAUUCAAAUCCAGGCCAGUUAUGUCAGAGAUUUUAGGAAAUGUUACAUUUCACUUUUUUCUGGUUUUGCACUUGCACAAACUUCCUCAAAAAUAAAUUUAAGACUGUGUGCAAAUAUGCAAACAAUUAUGACAGGAGGAUAAAUCUCAGUGGGAGAUUUAUCCUCGUGUCCUCUCUCUGUGAAGUGUAUAAUGACAUGUUGUUACAAACACGGAGCAUCCACACCCAAAAGCUGCUGCCAAAACCAUGUAAUUUCUGCCAUGUGAGUUUUGGUCAGCUGCAUUGUGGGUAGAGGUCUCCUCGGCGGUAGAUGAGAGGCUCGGCGUCCUGAAAGACGCGUCACAGUCAGGGUUCGAGCCGAGCGGUUUGCAGCUUUGGAGGUCUUUUUGACAGCUGUAGCAACACAUGAUGAACGAGGAGCAGCAAUUAAAGCCAACAGACGAUGUUUUCUGACGCCUCUGGGUUUUAUGAGCUGCAGAGAUUUCACUAAAGCUCACGGAGCAGCGGUAGAGUCAGAGGAGCUUUAAUCUGGAGAAGGUUCACCAUGAAAUGAUCUUUACUUCCUGUGAAAAAAAAAACAGCAUUAGAGCCGACGACUGACUGUGUGAGCUUUUCAGUAUGCUCAGAAACAUGGACGCCUUAUCCCAGUGAUAUCCUGUAGAUUCAUGUAAAAAUAAAGAAAUUUAUUUACUGAUUUUUAGCUUUAUGUAAAUAUAUAAAUAUAUAUAGUCUUUGUGAGCUGAAGUUUGUAUGUUUGUAAAAACCUCACUUAACUUAUGAUGCCAGUUUUAUAUCUGCACUGAAUAAA